Molecule: messenger RNA, 8047 nt
Organism: Doryrhamphus excisus (bluestripe pipefish)
Lineage: Eukaryota; Metazoa; Chordata; Actinopteri; Syngnathiformes; Syngnathidae
Gene: neurl1aa
Product: neuralized E3 ubiquitin protein ligase 1Aa
Biological process (GO): negative regulation of Notch signaling pathway
Cellular component (GO): plasma membrane; postsynaptic density
Molecular function (GO): ubiquitin protein ligase activity
Source: RefSeq, a predicted model, not a curated record
AUGACUUGCACAUGUCGCACUUCACUGUAGCCUAUGACUUUCUGUCCCAGGUGAUUUGCUUUAGUAUGAGUCAAUAAUUAUUGCGCUUUAAUGCCAUUUUAUAAAGUUACGAUCGUAUGACUCAAUUAUUAUUGCGCUUUGAUGCCAUUUUAUAGAAUUAUGAGUAAAGAAACGGAGUACUUUAUGACGAGCAAAAACGACACACAAGGAUUCCGACGACGAGCCCCUGUUGGCUCAAUGGCGUCACGGUGCUGGCAAUGACAGUGUUAAAAGAUGGUGCCUCCGCCGUUUAUGUAAAUACGGGUGACAGAAUGAGAGUGGGACUCAAGGCGGGGAGCGUGCUCUCUGAAUGAAGGGAGGGGGCAGCCGUCGUCAUGGCGGUGUCGCUAUACGCUCACAAGAAGGAGGUGUGUAGCUCCACAGUGCAUCUAUCCGAGGGGGGAGAGGCGGUACUCUGCUUACCUUUGGAUGGAAUCAUGUCACCAGCAUCGGUGUAAUACACGAUAAGCGGCUCGAAGGAAGACAGAAAUGGGUGGCCAGAUAACGCGAAAUGCAUUAUACGACUCCCUUGGUGGCCCUUUUCCAUCCACCUCCCAUCGCUGCCACCACAAACCCAAGAGAUGCCUGCCUAUCCAGUGUGGCAGUGUUGGUGCUCCCCUUCCAGUCAGCCCACUUCUUUUCCAUCCGAAUGCUAAGGGUUCUCAAAUUGUCAUGGACCUCGCCCAGAAGACCGUCAAGAGACAGGGUAGUUUCUGCAAUGCCAUCACUUUCAGCAACAGACCUAUAGCUCUGUACGAGCAAGUCCGCCUCAAGAUUACUAAAAAGCAAUGUUGUUGGAGCGGGGCUCUGCGUCUGGGCUUCACCUCCAAAGAUCCCUGCAGGAUAAACCCAGACAACCUGCCAAAGUAUGCCUGUCCGGAUCUGGUGUCCCAAAGUGGCUUCUGGGCAAAGGCUCUUCCCGAAGAGUUUGCAAACGAGGGCAAUGUUAUCACCUUUUGGGUCGACAAGAAGGGCCGUGUUUUCUACCGCAUAAACGAAUCCAGCCCCAUGCUGUUCUUCAGUGGAGUCCGAACAGCUGAUCCCCUCUGGGCUCUAAUUGAUGUUUACGGUCUGACCCGGGCAGUGCAGCUGUUAGACAGCGAGAUUGUCCCUCCUGAAUGCCUACGCCCACGCUCUUUUACGACAGUGCGUUCCUCUUCCCUGCGGCGCGAGACAGACGACUCCCGGCUCUCCGUUAGCCUGUGUGACCUCAAUCUUCAGCAAGAAGAUGGUGGCCCCUCCCACAAUCACUCUCACCGCCACACGCUUCACCUGGCCUCGGCCUCCUCUACCUGUCCCAUCCCCCAGAACUCCCUCAACUCACAGCAGUCCUCUCUUUUACCAGCCGCCCUGGAGAGUGAUCUCCAUUUCCACCAGCUGCGUGGCGCCCACAUUAAGACGUUAGACAAGCAGACGGUGGCAAGAUCAGAGCAUUCACGUGAGGAGCGCACUCUGGUGUUUACAAACCGUCCCCUACGAACUGGAGAGUGUGUGUUUAUCAAAGUCACCAAGUCCAGUCCAGCCCGCUCAGGUUCCCUGUCUUAUGGUGUGACAUCCUGUGACCCGGCCGUUCUGCGCCCCAGUGACCUGCCAUACAAUCCUGAGGCUCUCGUAGACAGGAAGGAGUUUUGGGCAGUAUGCCGCGUGCCCACGCCUCUACAAAGCAGUGACAUCCUUGGAUUCUUGGUCAACCAAGAAGGGGAGGUCAUCCUAAGCCACAAUGGCACCAAUGUCGGCAUGCAAGUGUGUGUGGACAACUCGCGGCCACUCUGGAUGUUCUUUGGUCUUCAUGGUGCUGUAACUCAGCUGAGAAUUCUGGGCUCCACUCAUGUUGGUGAUCCACGGGCCGUGUCGAACCCCAGUUCACCCUCCUCCUCACCGCACACUCCAAGCGCCCUGGGCAGCGGAAGCUCGGAUCCAGUUCUCAGUGGUGGUCUGUGCUCUGCAGCGUACUGCAGCUCAGCAGGGGGAACAACCCCAAAUUCUCCAGUCAGCCUCCCUAAGUCGCCUACGUUCCCAUCAGGUCGUGGGCCCUGGUCUGACGAGUGCUCUAUCUGUUACGAGAACACCGUGGACACGGUCAUCUACGCCUGCGGACACAUGUGUCUUUGUUAUACCUGUGGCCUAAAGCUCAAAAAAAUGUCCAACGCCUGCUGUCCCAUCUGCAGAAGGCAGAUUAAAGACAUCAUCAAGACCUACCGAAGUACAUAAACAAGUGGAAGGGGACGACGGAUGGCACGCCAAUGAAGAUGUUCCCAUGAACUUCUUAUGAUGCAUUCAUUUGGUAUUGUCAUCCAGCCGGGAUCUCAAAUAACGCAGGUACAGUACAACUCCCAUUGGGAUGGUCUCACACAUGGCCAGCGCUUGAAGACACAGAUUUGUGAUUUUAUUGAAAAAGACGCAGGGGUUGUCACCUUUUGGGAUGUCUGGGUAAGUCUUUGAGAAUAGGCGCUAAGUUACCCUCAGCGUGUAAAUGGUGUCGUGUCCGUGGCUUACAGAGCUUGUCGGAAAAGACGAGUCAGUCUAGCGUUGCAAUGAUGGACCCUUGUAAUUGUCGUGGUCGUAAUCAAUAAGUGGCGUAUGUAGACACGGUGCUGACUGUAAGUAGGAUUGUAACGCCUCUUGUACUCUAUAUUCUAAUAGACCUUUAUGGUAGUACUACUUCAAAUGUAUCUGGUGGCUAUGUUGUUGUGCUAGCUAGCUGCUUGCUCUGCAAUGUGGUGUAUCUUGCACUGAAAUCGGCUUCCUCACGGAAAUGCCCAGCGACCGUGAGACAAUGAAAACAGACUCAGCAGCUGGUGGUUCGUAAAAACACAAACAGGGAGUAGAUUCUCAGGGCCAGUCGUGUAUUUCCUUUCUUUCUGAAAUAUAAAGACUUAUUUUCCCAAACUAACGGCUGAUGCACUGUGAGUAAUCCUGACAACUUCACAGAUCCUCAGAAAUAGCCCCCGCCGGAACACGUGAAGUCGGGAUUGUUGCCAUGGUAUCAGUUAUGACACAGCCUCCUGCCUUAACCCACAUUCGUUACAAGCAGAUCUACCUGUUAUAUUUCUAUGUGGCAAAUUACCAAAAAAAAACAACAACUAUUCUGUGGCACUGUCACAUUUUUCACUCAGAUGCGAGAAAAAUAAAGCACACAAAAAUGAUCAUGUAUUUUUGUAAAUCCACAUUUCCCAUAUUAUAUGAACGUUUUUUCACCAGCAGCAAAGAUGCUUUAUAGAAAUCAAUUUUAAAAAUCCGCUAUUUUAAAUAUGAAUCGCACCUAUCCCGUGCUUUCAGUGUGAUUCUUUUUUUCCCAUCAUUGCAUCCUAGCUCAUCACCUGCACACAGUAGAUCCCCACUCUUUGAAAGAAUCAGCAAAUUCGACACUGAAACGUUGCUAUUUUGUAUUAAUAUAUACCGUAUUUUCCGGACUAUAAGUCACACUUUUUUUCAUAGGUUGGCUGUUCCUGCGACUUAUACUCCAGAGUGACUUAUAAAUGAAAAAAGUGUUGUGUCUGUGUCUGUUCAUGUUUAUUUGUUGUGUAGCUGAAUAACCAUUGUGUUAGCAUAUCUUAACCCAUUCAGCCUGUUCUCUAUUCUUUUAUUGUAAUGUCUGUUUUGGUCAAGUAGUUUGUAAAAUAAAUUACCUGCAAAAAAUGCGACUUAUACUCCAGUACGACUUAUGUUUUUUCUGCCUAAUUAUGCAUUUUUGGCCUUGUGCGACUCCGGAGCGACUUAUAGUCCAGAAAAUACAGUAACUCGCAAUGAAUGCUGGUCCAUUUCAUGUUGGCGAAGUGUGAGAAUGGCCACCCGGCAUGCCUUGCGGGUUAUAAAUGAUCAUAAAAUAAUAGUUUUAGCAUAAGCCCUCAUUUAUUGUGGUCAAUUGCUACCAGACCCGACCCUUAUGAGUGAAUUUGGAAUAUUUUAGUACUUCCAGUCGAGAAAUCUUUUUUUAACAGCCCUCUAGACAUGAAAUAACACCCCCACAGUCACCUUUACACUCAUGUUACCCAAUAUAGUAGCCAAUAAAGAUGCGAGGGACUACAGUUACUGAAUUUUCUGGACUAUAAGUCGCUCCGGAGUAUAAGUCACACAAGGCCAAAAAUGCAUAAUUAGGUAGAAAAAAAACAUACAUAAGUCGCACUGGAGUAUAAGUCGCAUUUUUUGCGGGUAAUUUAUUUUACAAACUUGUCCAAAACAGACAUUACGUCAUUUUGGAAGGCAAGUUCUAACAAUAAAAGAAUAGAGAACAGGCUGAAUAGGUGUAAGAUAUGCUAACACAAUGGUUAUUCAGUGAAACGAAAAAUAAACAUGAACAGAAAAGGUGUCCAGUGUUUAUGUAACGUAAACAGUUUUUUAUUUUAUAAGUCGCUAUGGAGUAUAAGUCGCAGGAACAGCUAACCUUAUUGUCCGGAAAAUACGGUACAUUAGUAAGCCUCUGUUUUAGUACCUGCAUAGUCUACAAGUGACGGCAGAUGGAAUAGCUCUUGUUGGUUUGUCUGAUGUGACUAUAUAAUACACCGUGUUGGAAAUAUGCGAAUAUGCGGGGAUCUACUCUAUCAACGCUCACCAAUAAAGCAUAGCUUAGUUAGCAUAGAAUAGCAUAGUUUUAUAUGUAAUUGACUGUAUUUAUUUUCCGUCAACAAACGGGGCUCCAAGCUUUGCUGCUAUUGCAUUUGCCAGUUGUCCUUUACCAGCAAGUGCUGACACAUCCCUCCUUAUUUUUAAUCUUGCUACUGCUUGAAGUGUUGAUUCACAUUCGAAUGCUAAUUUAUGUAUUUGGAAAGAGUCAUUUUAUUGAUGUGCUUCAAACAAAAACGUGAUUUCAAUGUGUUUUCUACAAUUUUUUUUGGCACUGUUUCCUUGUUCGUCCCAAUACUGCAUUUGAAAUGUAUUCUAGUUUUUUAAUAGUGCACAGUGUGAAUACAAAUGAUGUUUGACACUUUGCGACAGUGUUGAACACAAUCAGAGUUGCAGGUUGUUGUUGUUGUUGUUGUUGCUGUGUCUCAAUUCACUCACUCCCCUAUGUACACUUUGAAGUGUGUAAGUGCAUUCACAUUCAACCGCUGUAGUUGCCAUCUUGGCUAUGCAGCAGAAGGAAACGGCAGCUGAGGUGGUUGAUCCUGCACAGUCUGGUAUGGUUCCAAUCUGAUCCAAGUGAAUAUACGGCCAGUAUUGAAGGUACCGAUACUGAUAGUAAUAUUUCUUGUUUUAAAAUGUUCAAGGUCAUGAAUGAUUUUGCUGACAAUUAGAUUCAAUAAAACAGUUUGUAGGCACCAAAUUCAGGGGUUUCAUGAGAUAAGACAAUGUGCAAAAUUUUAAAAUAAUCUUUGAAAAAAGACAAUGAAAAUUAUGACUCUCAUAUUUAACCGAUUUUGUCUUUCAUCUUUUUCAUCCUAAUUGCCACAACCUUGCAUUACUCCUUACAAGACUCCCUUGCCCCACUGCUGUGGGUGUAUGCGUAUGGCCCCGCCUCCUCCCACGAGACAAAGCGAUGUUUCUCUAUGAAGCGCCUAAGUGCUAACCGAUAUCUUCAGGCCAUUUUUGGAAGCAAGAGACAAGGAAAACAAAUAAGUGUGCAUAUGGCAAUCUAUGGAAACCGGCAAAAUUAUCCAAUUCAUUUUUACUUAUUGUGUGAUUUAUUUAUUAUUGCGAAAUCUUGUCACAUUUGAAUCCUGCAACGUUUUGCAACACAAGAUUUUGCCACACACCUGCAACAUAUUUUUCAUCAACAAGCCUAUUUGUGAACAAUUCAUGUACAAUCAACAAUUACACAACCCUUACUCCCUUGUAUUUCUACAAAUUGAACACAAGUAAUAACUGCUAUAUAUGACUGGAAAGGUUAGGCAACGGUUUUUGGCAACGUAAUUGGCAACCAAAAGUUAAAAAUAGCCAGACAGACCUGUUGAAAAUGACACAUUGUACAAGGUACACAGUGCACAUGGAAGUGUACUGAGGGAAGUACUGGAUCUGAGACACAUCCUCUUGCGUGGGAACUCAUCUUAGAGCUGUUCUGUUGUGAGAAAACCAUCAGGGCGGUGAUAAAUGUCACUUUAUUCAGCAGCUGAUUGUAAACUUUUAAGUAUUUUUCAGUCAUGGCAUGUUUUUUUAUGCACUCUCUGACCAAAUCCAGUCUUUUUUAACUUCAUUUACAUCCAAAAAAAAGUCACCGUUGCAUUCAAACAACUGAAAAAGGCUCCUUGAAUGUCGAUGACCCUGUAAUGUGCUUAUCAUCCAUCACAGAUGGAGGGCUACAUCCGGUUGCUUUUCUUUUUUUUUGCGUGAGUUUGCGGUCUUCGACUGUACUUUGCCACGCGGUGGAUUAGUGGUUAACAUGUUGGAGGGUUUGGAAUUAAACUGAAUGAAUGAGAUUGUCAACAUAGCAUUUGCGUCAUGCAUGACUGAUGUGUUUACCUUAUGUGAACAUCGGGACCAACCAUUUAUGAGCACAGGAAGUGUGUGUUUUGCCACCUCUUAUCAUUUUUUAUUGCAAACAUUGUAAACUAUAUUCAGUGAGUCAGAUGAUUGUGGUAAAUAAACUUUCCAUGUGUUUCAAUAAGAGUGUACUUUGGCUUAUCUUCCCGUCUUUGUCACUUUUCAUUACAACUUCAAAUAAUAAUGGAAUCCUGGACAUUUUAGUGUUUAAGUGUUUCUGAUCUGUAAAAGGAUUUACAGUGGAAAUUAUUAAGAAAAUAACAUGAAAUAUAUAUACCAUGGCCAACUGGAUUCGUAAUGAUACUAAUGUUUGUUGACUUGUUAUUCACAAAAAUCGCAUUUCCCUUCAGGGUGUUUUUUAUAAUUUUUUUUUUAUUUUAGUGAAUUAAGCUUCAUAGCUUUUGAAGACACAACAAAUCCGUUGGCGUGUUCCAAUCUCCACAGCAUCUUGUCUUGUUGUCUUUCAGUUCCUCUAUUUUUUCAUAUUCCAGACCAUCGUAUUCAGAAUUAUUCCAUUAUUUGGAUCAGUGUAAUAUUUUGUACAACCUGUUGGAAAUCUGUUCUGUAUUUCUUUUCCAAGUGUUCUGUCAAUUUUUUGCGUAUUUUUACAUGCAUACAUGUGUUAUAUUGUCCCCAUAAAUAUAGUCUAGCACAGGGGUCUCAAACUCAAUUUACCUGGGGGCCACUGGAGCUAGGGUCUGGGUGAGGCUGGGCCGCAUCAGGUUUUCCCAAAAAAAAAUAAAACGCAUUUAUUAAAAACAGAAAAAUGAAUAAACUUUGCUUUGGUUCCGAUUUUCUACAAGAAAAGCUCUGAUAAAACAUUCCACUGUUCUCAAAUAUCUUCAUUUUUUAUUUUUCUACACAAAAUAAGAUGAAGAAUAAAGAAAAGCAAUCAGUAAUAAAUAAAUAUAAUAAUAAAACGGCAAAUAAUUAAAACUUAAGAAACCACAUAUUGUUGGUGGGUAGACAAAUUAUUUUUUUUCAGAUUAAAAUUAACAAAGCAUUAUUAGAGCCCUGUAGACAUGACAAAACAUGACUAUAGUCACAUUUAUACUUUUUUAUUUACAACAUAUUGCGCAACUGCAGGGUCUUGAGACACAUGCUAACUCGCAAACUAGAGAGCUAGCAACCUAAACGGUAACCUUCAAGUUAUUUCCUUUAAACUUUAAUAGCCAAAACUUACCACUUCCACACGGAUAGGGAGGAUAACUAUUAACAGUUAUUUAACCUUUAACAUGAACAUUAAUCAAACGUAAUAAUUUUUUCUGGGUACAUGAUACCAUACAGCAUCCAUAUCAAACUUCCGUGGGCCGCACUAACAUUAAACUUUCAUGAGGGGGCCUCAAACUAGUGUCAGCGUGUUUGAGACCCCUGGUCUAGCAUCUCGGUUAGCAACUAGCAUCUUGGGUUAGUGUUUUUGAAGCAAAACAAGGGGGCCGUUCAAGAUGGCGCGGACAGAAAAGGUAACGAUCGUUACCGGAUUCCCAAACUUCCUGUAUGAUGACACUGUUCAUCAGUUUCAUCUACAGGUCAGAAAUACACGUUAAAAAAUCUAUAUUCAAAGUUUCAAAACUAUUUUUACCAAAAAAUC